Teleopsis dalmanni is the source of this 903-nucleotide messenger RNA. Its product is annotated as trypsin alpha-like. The transcript has a single exon. Lineage: Eukaryota; Metazoa; Arthropoda; Insecta; Diptera; Diopsidae. Gene Ontology annotation, biological process: proteolysis. Gene Ontology annotation, molecular function: serine-type endopeptidase activity. The record is from RefSeq and is a predicted model, not a curated record. The coding region runs from base 15 to 782 and encodes 255 amino acids.
UUUGCUAAAUCGAUAUGUUUAAAUUAGUGAUUUUGGUGUCCGCUAUUGCGUGUGUUCUAGGCGGAGUCGUACCGGAAGGUCUUUCACCACAGAUCGAUGGACGAAUAGUUGGUGGCAACGAAGGCAAUAUCAAUCAAUAUCCUUAUUUAGUUUCUAUACAAAGAAAUGGUCAACACGUUUGUGGAGGUUCCAUUUAUAGCAAUAAUAUUGUUGUGACUGCGGCUCAUUGUUUGCAAAAAGCUUCGACCAAUGAUUUAAGAGUAAGAGCUGGUUCUUCGACAUGGUAUACAGGUGGCACAUUAUCUUAUGUUAGCUCAUUUCGGAAUCACGAAGGUUAUAAUCCCACUACAAUGGAAAAUGAUGUAGCAAUUAUACGUUUACAGACUAUUUUAUCCUUGGGUUCUACUAUGAAUAGAAUCAAUUUAGCAACUUGGUCUCCAUCAAAUGGAGCUUCAGCAGUUGUUGUCGGUUGGGGCACAAAAUCUUACAAUGGUGAAAUUUCUGAUAAUCUACGAUAUAUUGAUGUCAGUAUCAUUAGUACAGCACAGUGUGCAUCUAGUGCCUACAGAUAUGGUUCAAGUAUAAAAUCAGAUAUGAUUUGUGCAUUUGCUGCGGGUAAAGAUGCUUGUCAAAAAGAUUCUGGUGGUCCAUUAGUUUCUGGCAAUGCUUUAACUGGUAUUGUUUCUUGGGGUUAUGGAUGCGCUUAUGACGGAUAUCCAGGUGUUUACACAGAUGUUGCACAAGUGCGUGCUUGGAUUGUUAAUAAUGCUAAUAACAUUUAAGGCAAUAUUUGAAUUUGUAAAUUUCUUGUUAAUUUUAGAACUAAAAAAUGGAAAUAGAUUUAUUAAUUCAAUGCUAUACAACAGUGCAGUAUUAAUACGCUCUAAGAAAAAUGAUAUAUAA